This is a messenger RNA of Protopterus annectens (West African lungfish), 1711 nucleotides long. It is a transcript of the gene PIP4P1, whose product is annotated as phosphatidylinositol-4,5-bisphosphate 4-phosphatase 1. The coding region runs from base 10 to 951 and encodes 313 amino acids. The transcript has 7 exons. Gene Ontology annotation, biological process: phosphatidylinositol dephosphorylation. Lineage: Eukaryota; Metazoa; Chordata; Ceratodontiformes; Protopteridae. Gene Ontology annotation, molecular function: phosphatidylinositol-4,5-bisphosphate 4-phosphatase activity. Gene Ontology annotation, cellular component: phagocytic vesicle membrane; plasma membrane; late endosome membrane. The record is from RefSeq and is a predicted model, not a curated record.
GGACAUAACAUGACACUAUGUGACGUCAGCACAACAACAGUAGCAGGACCGUCUUGCCGAAAAGGUGUGCAUUUGGUCAGCUGGGGUAUAUUGGAUCUCGUUAUGGGAGACGGCGAGAGAUCUCCACUGCUUUCUGAUCUUAAUGAUGGUGUAGCAGGAGGAACAGGAAUAGUAAGCCCAACCUCCACAGGGGGCUCAGGCACCAGCGGGAUGAUUGCUCCCAGUGCGCCACCCUAUGUGCCGCUUAACAAGCCACAAGGCUUUACACAGUUCCCAGAUGGCCUCCCUGCUGUGUUACCGGAUGAAGAUCCGCCUCCGUACUCCCCAAUGACAAGUCCAGAGAGCGGCAGUGCACCUAUGAUAACCUGCCGGGUGUGUCAGUCCCUGAUCAACGUGGAAGGAAAGAUGCACCAGCAUGUGGUCAAGUGUGGUAUCUGCAAUGAGGCAACGCCCAUCAAGAACGCUCCCCCUGGAAAAAAAUAUGUCCGGUGUCCUUGUAACUGUCUUCUCAUCUGCAAAGUGACAUCUCAGAGAAUUGCUUGUCCGAGGCCGUAUUGUAAAAGAAUUAUUAAUCUAGGUCCAGUCCAUCCGGGUCCUGCCAGUCCAGAACCUCAGCCUGUGGGAGCCCGUGUCAUCUGUGGCCAUUGUAAUACUGCUUUCCUGUGGACAGAGUUUACAGACAGAACAUUAGCCCGCUGCCCACAUUGCCGAAAAGUCUCCUCCAUCGGCAGGCGGUACCCUAGGAAGAGGUGUAUCCUGUGCUUCCUGAUGGGAUUCGUGAUUGCUGCAUGUGCUGCUGGACUUGUUGCUGGAACUGUACAUCAGGCAAAAUUGCAUAAAGGAAUAUAUGCCUCUUGGGUCAUUGUCAUCUUGUUAGCAGCUAUUUGCAUGGGCCGGGCUAGUUACUGGGCGUGCAUGAAAGUCAGUCAUCCUAUCCAGAACUUGCCUUGAAAGGCACUGGCUUGGCGAAGAACUACCCCCCUGUCUUUUCCCUUUCUUCAUCCCAAGUGGAAGGCCUUCAGAGUUGAGGCACGCAUGACGUGGAAGGCACCGAAAAGUGUUUGGAAACUGGCAGAAGAUUUCCAAGAAGUGCAGUCUUUUGAGAGAUGACUGCAGAUGAUUGGACUUUUUAAAUGCUUUUACCCCUCGCCUUCCUUCAUUCCUGUAGGCCAACCUGAGCAGAAAUGCAGAGGAUAGUCCCUUGGCUUUGGGUCCUGUAGAAGCAAGCUGUGGUUGUUGAAGGUCCUAGUUGUAGGGCCUGUAAAUUAAACAGUAGACUGAGGUGCUUUACAGUUCCAGUUGUACUGCUUGUUGGUGCUUCUUUUCCAGUUACUUUUGUUUGUGAUUAAUGUGCACUUAACAAGCAUCUAGCACCACCUACAGUCUGCAGUGGGAAGCUCUGCCAGUGGAAAGUUGUAUGCUUUCACUGGGCAGUUCCAGAAGAGAAUGUUGUUUGUGUGCAUUGAUAUGUUCUGGACAUUUAGAUUUUGGUACAGAAUGACAUCAGUGAAGGGGGAAAUACUUUAGGGAUUAUAAACCAAUGAGCAUUUAAAGCACUGAACUUGUAAUUAAGUCAUUGGCUGUAGUCUGUCCAACCUAGCCUUCUGCCCCCCAUCCGCACCAUGGCCUUUGAUCAGCAAGGGGUCUGGCUGGUAGUGAAACAUUCCCAAUAGUAUUAGAAAUACUGCAGUAAAGAUGAUGGUCUUUUGUA